UUGCUAAAUUGCUGCGGGUCGAAAAAUUUUUUAUAGAAAAACAAUUUUAUUGACUAUUUCUAAUAUUUACUACUACCACUCCUUGGAUAUUGCAUCUGAUCGUCAGAGUGAUUAUAAAUUUUAUUGCUUGUAUAUUUCGUUCGUGUAAAACGAAAUUGAGUGAUUGAAAUUUUGACCUGGUGUACGAGAUCAAUGUUUGUUUUAAUCAAUCGCAGGCAGUUUAUUCCACGCUUUGUGUAGAAGGCGGCGUGGCUGUAUAUUUUGGUUGAAGCUCAUGGUCGGUGUUAGUUAAAGCGGCGUGCAAGUCUUGGCACUGGCCAUUGGAUGGCUAUGUAUUACUACGCGAGCAAGCUAAACGAGGCGUCAUGUAGUGGGUGCAAUGUGAAGGUGCCCUCGGCGCCGUCAGAGGCUGCGCCUGCGCCAUCAGCGGAACAUUCCCAACUGCUGAAAACAGAUUCAACUUUACUCGGCACUGGACUGUCGUACUAUGAUAAUGAUGACUACUACUCCAUGGUAAGAGGAAACAAAUUUAUGUCAGAAAGUGGAGUGAAGCACCUAAUGAUGAACGGCGGUCUUAACUUUGUCGCCACACAAAAAUCUGAUCAACCCCAGCUUUCCAAUCCCCCAGCUAAAAGUCUAUCCCUACCCUACGUGAACACUGAAAAACCGGACCUAGAGUACAAAGAUGGCCAGAUUGUCAGUGGUACAAUAGACUCUCUGGCUGAACUUCUACGGCCAGGGGCUAGCAAAUCGUUUAUUUUCACUUUCUUGCUCUGUUCGAGGCUUUUCAUCAAGCCGCAUGAGCUUUUAGCCAAAUUGUGCAAGAGAUAUUUUCGAAGUUACGAUAAAGUGGGAAAGUCAGAAAUGAAGGAUUCAGCAGAAAAGGAAGUCCAAGACAUGGUGUCAUUGGUCCGUGUUCUUGAUAAUUGGACCAGCAUGUUCCCGUACGACUUCCGAGAUGACCGUGUUAUGGCCCUCGUGAAGAGUAUCACGCAGAGGUAUUGCCGAUGCUCAGCAGAGCACAUGAGCUCGGUGCGUGCAGACAUGUCGAGUGUUUUGGAACGUUUGCUUGACAAACUAACAGCGUUAGAACAGUAUGAAGAGACUUUAGCUGAUGUGCCGCAGGUUUUAAAUGUGGAUACCUUACUACAGGGAGACGUCUUGACUCUAGGCCUAACACCAGUGGAACUGGCCAAUCAGCUGACGAUGCUAGAAUUGCAUCGGCUGUCUUUUAUUGGCCCCGAAGAGUUUGUUCAGACCUUCGUACCGAAUCAACCCUCAUCAUCAGGAAAAACAAUUACUCUUCAACACGUGGAAACGAAAAGUACCAAGAAUUUGGAGGCCUACGCCGAAUGGUUCAAUAGAUUGAGCUUUUUGGUCGCUUCUGAUAUUGUCAAGCCAGUGAAGAGCAAAUACAGAGCGCGUGUGAUUGAGCAAUGGGUGAUGACUGCGAGGGAAUGCUUCAAUUUGGGCAAUUUCAACUCGCUUAUGGCCAUCAUCAGCGCGCUCAACAUGAUUCCUGUCACCAGGCUUAGGAAAACUUGGAGUCGCACUUCGGGGGUCUGCGUCCAGCAGUUGCGACAACUCGAGCUCUGCGUUGAACCAAGUGGAAAUCAUGCGAGGUAUAGAGCGGCCCUAGCAGCGGCGCCUACAGAGACGGCUGUUCCACUACUCUCAGUCACUUGCAGAGACCUGCAUUUCGUAAAUCAAGCCUCACCCAAUAAACUCUCGGGUAACCGUAUAAACUUCUCAAAGUGCACGCUUCUGGCGCGUCAUGUGUGCUCUCAGCUGGCAGCGAGGCGUCUUUGCGCUGAAGGGACGGUUGUCAUGGCAACUCCGCCAGCACUAAAUCCCGCUGCUCGUACCUUUUUCACUGAGAGGAGUACGCUUACGGAAAGGGGCCUGGAAUUGACAUCGUUUGACCGCGAGCAUCCCACGGACCAGCUCGAGAAGGAGCGUUUUAAACGCUUACGCGGCGGAACCUAAAAUAAAAUAUUCUGCGUGUCUGAUGCGUUCACGCAGCUAUUAGCCAUGCCGUAGACAGAUUCAGUACAAUUCCUAUCUGCCUGCGGCUGUCAGGUGGAUUAUUUCGAAGAUUGCUAUUCUGUUGAAGGACUUUUACCGUGUUCCGGGAAUUCAAAACUAAAUUGUACAAGUUUCAAUCCGGUAGUGUUUGCCAAGUUUGAACGUAACAGAUCUUGGUCUAUCGUUGUGUCAAACUCGGGAUCUGUCAAACUACUUCUGUGCAAGAAGUGACGUAUUUGUCAGCUCAACUUGAAUUAGUGUUAUAAAACUCAAAUGUUGACGUUUAUAAUACAUUUUUUUAUAGAGUUUGAUUAGUUUGGACUAAGAUCGCGUGCAAGUUCGCGAAUUAUAUUUAUUAUAAAUUGCACAACGUUUUGUGAUAAAAUUUAUGUUAUUGAAAUUUAUUUAUACUCUGAUCUUUAUACCGUAGAAUUCUGACAGCUGUCAUUUUUUGACAUGUCACAGAUUACAAACCUUUUUGGCCGGGCACAGUUUUCAAUUAUAAUGCCAGUGAACAUCUUAGUCCACGUAUACAUGUUAUUUGUUAGUGAAUGUAUCCAUUUUAUUAAGUGCGGUAUUCCAAAUUAUAGGUGGAUUUACGGCAAGUAAUAAUCCUUUUUCAUCAUAUACAGUCGUAAACGCUCAUUUUUUUUAAUGUUUAUAAAUCUGGAAUUAAUAGGCACUCAUGCCAACAAAAUAAUAAAAUAAAGGAAUUAAAGAUAAGUCACUUGAGUAAGUAAAUAUCAAGAUUUACCUUUUUGUAGGUAAAACGGAAAAAAUACGUAAAACUUUUAUUUUAUUGCCCUAAAUUUGGUCAAAUUUGUCCCUUUUUCGCUGAAGAACUUUUUAGUGGCAACACUUAUGAAAUGUCCGAAUUCUACGUAAUGAAAAACCAGACUAUUGAGAACUUUCAUUUAAUAAUGAAAUCUUUAAACCAAACGAUUUGGUUUGUAUGAAAAGUAUUUCAAUGUGUUAAUAGCACUUCAUAUAUAAUCUAUUUACAUUCGUAUAUUCGAUUUUAUUUACCAGUUCAAAAUAUAUAAGGCUGGACCUUUCCCUUUGAAAAAUAUACUUAUAUGUAGCGUUAAAUGUAUUUAUCAGAGCUAUGUACGCGUUGAGUACAUUUAUAGACAAAUCACAAGAAAUUAUUUAAGUGAAUGAAAUUUGAUAUAGACAUCUCGAUAGGUAAUCUGCCCACACAUAGUGUCGGUGCAACCGUAGUUACAGUUAUAGUAUAACUUUAAAUUACGUCUGAUUGCACUCGUAAUUAACUCUUCCGUCUCUUUUUGUCAAAUUAUGAUAAGAAGAGAGGAGGAUUUUAUGUAGAAUGCAAUUAGAGUUUAUGAUUAAUAUCUAUAAUAAGAUAGGAAUCAAAAUUUCAAUUUUCAUGAGACAUCUUAAGUAAUUUUCGUGACUUAACGUAUUCAAGCACGUACUGACUUUUGAGACAGACUGAAUGUCACACAGUGUUCUCCUAUAUUUGUGUGGCGAUAGGGACAAUGUAAUUAGUGCAUUUUUGAACUAAGUUCCUCGUUACAGUAUUUGAUUAUUGCCAUUUAAUCUAAAACUAAUUGUAGAUUCAGAACAAUAUGGUAAUACUUGAAUGAUCUCAUUUUCUUGUUAUUCCAAUUAACUGAUGUAACGAUUGGUUCGAGACGACCAAUCAAUGCCUACUUAAGAUAACGUAGUUUAAGAACCUUCUUAAAAGUAUUAAAUUUAUUUAGAAAUCUCAGUUAUUUACCGGUGAUAAAAAAGUUAUUAGAACAUGCUAUAAGAUGAGGCUGAUAGAGGGGCGCCAUACAUAGAGCAAUCGCAAUUCAAAAAUAUUCAAUAUUUUUGUUUGAUUCAAUAACCAACUUCUAUUUAUUUUAAUUGAUAUAAAUUAACUAUGUCUUUAUAAAAUUCAGAGACAACCGCAAAUUAACCCUCCCAUCUGUCAGAUUUGAGUUUGACUGUUUGCGCUUAAAAUUGUCUCCGAUUUUGCCUAAGCGGUAAUCCGGUUUUCAUUUAGAGAUAAUUAUAAUUAAUCUGCGAGAACAAUUAGGCAAACAGGGAUAGUUUAUAUCAGUUUACAUAAUUCUAUUUGUAAAGAUGUUUCGCUCAAACAAUCCAGAAUAUUAUAAUGAUGAAUUAACAUUUAAACUGAGCUAUAUAGUGUGAUGAGUUGAGUAAUGAGUUUGCUUAGAUCCAGCUAUAGUACCGGUUGUAUAAAGCCUCUAUCUUAAAUACUGCCAUUUUAUUGCAUUUACAUAUCUGAUAGGUGCUCUUCACAAACAUCAAAAACAAUAUUCAAUAGCAAUAGGAAUUCUUAAAGCCGACUUAGUGAUCAAUGAUCAAUCCUUCAAAUUAUCCCAGAAACUAAACAUCGUAAAAACUAAAUUAGUUAUAAACUGUUUAAAUUUCUCGGCUCUGUCUAUAAAAUCGUGUAAACGCUGCGAUGAAGACAUUGCUUUGAAACAGUAAUGUCUAAUUUAGUUUCUGUGAAAAUUGUAUGAAAAUUGUACAGUGUAUGUGUUGUUGCCUCGCUCGCGUCGUUUAAUAAUUAGUUGUUUUUUUUUAUAUUCGCACCUAGUUUCAAUAUAUAAAGACUAUUUUUUGCCUGAUAAAUGCAAAAGGUGUAUUUAUUUAAAGGUUGUAUGCAACGCUUUAUAUCGUUUAUAUUUUUAGUUAUAAGCUUCAUCCCCACCAACGUAGUUAGUUUAACUAUAUGUUUUUACAAUGUUUUUUGUUCUGCUUGUAUGUUUAAGAUGUGUUUUAUUUAUGUUGCAUAUUAGGUAGCUCAAGAUUGAAUACUCAAUUACUUUAAGUUCAAUUUACAUUCCCCCACCAUAAGACUGACUUAAUUCCACUAAUUAUUGUUUGCAGUUUGAUCUGAUUUUGUAACAUUGUCGCAGGAUUU
Pieris brassicae (large cabbage white) is the source of this 4924-nucleotide messenger RNA. Its product is annotated as ras-GEF domain-containing family member 1B-like. Gene Ontology annotation, molecular function: guanyl-nucleotide exchange factor activity. The transcript has 13 exons. Gene Ontology annotation, biological process: positive regulation of GTPase activity; Ras protein signal transduction. Gene Ontology annotation, cellular component: plasma membrane. The record is from RefSeq and is a predicted model, not a curated record. The coding region runs from base 325 to 1986 and encodes 553 amino acids. Lineage: Eukaryota; Metazoa; Arthropoda; Insecta; Lepidoptera; Pieridae.